Bipolaris victoriae FI3 is the source of this 240-nucleotide messenger RNA. RefSeq lists its product as hypothetical. NCBI's taxonomy places the organism in Eukaryota, Fungi, Ascomycota, Dothideomycetes, Pleosporales, Pleosporaceae. The transcript has a single exon. The annotation marks the transcript as partial. The record is from RefSeq and is a predicted model, not a curated record.
UGGAUUACUUGCGCGUACGAGAACCGGACCGGUACUUAUCUCCAUGAUCAGCUCAAGCAUCAUGUUGGCCACCGAGACCCUGCAGAGCCGUCCCUAAGUACUACUCGGAGUCCGUUUUAUCUAGUGUGUGAAUGCGAUCGGGCAAACAUGACAAACUGUCAAGUGUCAACUCUAGGCAGGGUCUGUGUGACGGACGAAUCUAGCCCACCUGUUCAAAGAAUAGUCAGACUUGCGUUGUAG